AUGAAAGAAAUCCAAAGUGUGCUUCUUGACCGUUCAGCCUCAAAUUCGAAGAAAAGAAAGUCUGCUCAAGAUCUAUCUAAGCUGAGUACCUACUUGGAUCAAGAAAAUCUCAAACAACGAAAGGAUGUUCAAGCAUUGGCGCCCAUCCCAGGAUUUAACAAGGGAUACCAGCGACUUGCCACCGCCAACAGGCGAGCUUAUAGAAAGCAAGCACCUGCUUCAUCUGUUGAUAGAGUGGCAUCUUUAAUUGACAAUGGAAUAGAGGAAGAAGAGUCUACGACCCCACCCGAAAAACCGAAAGCUCGCGAUACACCAAAAGUGCUUACUGUCGCUGAACCACUGCUUCCAGUUCCAGCCAAUGGUGAAAUGUACAGUCGCCAUGAGUGCAUUCAGGCAAUCGAAAAUAGAGAAUACACUCUCACCAAGAGCAAAGCUGUACAAGAGAUUCUUACAAAGAAGUACAUUCCUGUUAAGAGGACUGCCCUUUACCAAAUGCUGAAUAGGUGGGAAACCCACAAGUCUAAUGGUGGUACUUUGGAAACGUUUCCUAAUGACGAUUGGAACAACCGUGGCAGACCAGCUUUCCUUGUAAUUGAUGAAAUAAAGGAUAUUGCUCAAGAGCUCUCAACUACUCCUGGCAAAGCUAUUGGAUUGGACGAGCUGAACGACAAACUUAUCGAACGGAGCAAGGAAAAGAUCGAAGCCCAAGGAAAGGUUCUGUUGUCGGAGUCGGCGGCUACCCCUUCCAAAGAUACACUUCGACGUUAUGGAACUCAAUUGAGGUUGCUUGGUGGCGUUAGUUGUCCAAGUAGCGCGAUCAAGAAGACACGAACUCGGGCUAUUGCAGAGGCUUCACUUCGAUCCAGUGCCGCUUUUAUUGCCGUUGCAGCAGUGUCACACUUGACUAUUACUGGUAACAUCGAGGAGCACCCGCAUGUUGAAAAAUUCCUCAAAGAAGCUCCUGAAUCAGAGCGACUCGUCUAUGAGGCGGUCAGUGACUUCUUUGGUGGAGUCCCUUUGUAUCCUAUCAAAUCAAGAUACUUGAUUUCAACAGAUGAUACGACUGAGUGGGCAAUGGAGGGUCUCAAUAAAGACAGAGCCAACGAUGUUUUCUUUACUGCCAUCUCCUCUUAUCAAACCAAAACCAGCUCUCGAUCGUUGUAUAAUACUGGUCCCGCUCCAGCAUUUCCAAAUUUCAACCGCAUGAUCCGCACUUGUCGAGAUGAGAUUGAUGUUGAUUUAUACAAUCUCCACGCCUUUGACAAACUGGUGGAUGUUUACACAGGAAUAUUGAAACUGAAUGAACGGUGUGAGGCACGGUUGCAUGGAAUUCUUGAAUCGGUUCCAGAGCCCAAUGGCAUUGCCGCUGCGGAACUUCAUCAUUUUGACAAAUGUGUCAUUCCCGAGUUGGAAGCAUUCUGCCAUGUACGUACAUUUUCUACUACCAAGAAACCCAACAAAUUCAAAUGGCCUAGGAAGGGAAAGUCCACUGAUUUGAAGCCAGAUGAGAAGUGCCUAGUUGAGCUUGCUUUUGAAUGCAAAGCAAAUCCUAUUAUUAUCACAGAGCCAAAAAAGCAACAAAAGGAAUCUACAUCUUCUGAGCCCAGAUACGUUUUGGCGGCAAUUCUUCGGCCAGAAAGUUCUAGCCUUGGAUCCGGCAAUGCUAAGCUAGCAUCAGCUUUACUUGACAAUUCUGAGUGGAGAGGUUUGGCUUUAGCAAUUUAUUGUCUAGAUGGGGAACAUUUACCGGUUGACAAACGUCCCAUAAUCGAUCAAGCCCUCCUCGAUAGGGCAGACUAUUUGCAGAAGCUUCUCAAAAUGAGGUUGGCAGUUCAUGUGUCCAGUAGCAAAGUGCCAGAGCUAUUGCAUGACCAUUGGUGUUGGCAUUUGCAGCAUGACAAGGCUGGUCACACGGCGGCCGUUAUGGUAUUUUUGGGACAUGUCAAAACUGAUCUCCAUUGUCUCAAUGCUUUUGACUGUCUUCUCUCUGAUCAUACCAACUUUAGAUUGGUAGAUGAUGAAAUUUAUGAGGAUGGAGUUUAUGGUUACUACGACAAAAUCAGACACGAAUGGCGGCGAUUCGGAAUGACCGCGGGAAGAAAGCACUGGAUGAGAGGCAUGGACCACUAUGGCAAUGCUAGGCUAAAGAGUGCAGCUUCUAGGAACUCGAGUUUCUACAUGGCUUAUCCAUCAAUUGAAGUACCUGAAGACGAAAGACCAGCUGCUCGGCAAGGCUUCUUUGAAGAGAACUUGGAGCAUCGUAUUGCUCUUGGCGUUCCAAUCCCGUUGGACGGACGGGAAUCAAGGGAUAUGUCAUUCAAACUGAUUGAGCUAUAUGGCUUCAACUCUCAAGAUAUUGACAAUUUCAGUACAAUCAACCGAGACUUAUGUGUGUAUGGACAGCUACGCAGAGCUGCCCACUAUAUGGCGGAGUGUGCCUACGGACUUUGCUUAGCUAGGGACCAAAAUCUCUCUAGCAAUCCUGGCUGGGAGCAGGCACUAAAAUAUUAUGGAGCUUAG
Molecule: messenger RNA, 2520 nt
Organism: Seminavis robusta
Lineage: Eukaryota; Bacillariophyta; Bacillariophyceae; Naviculales; Naviculaceae
Source: the annotation of a GenBank genome assembly